AAGAAGGCAGUAGAUAGGAGUGAGUCCUCUUGCUCCGCUUGAAUAAUCUUUGGUUACAGACCCGAGCAGCUGUCAAUGCACAGCACAGAGCGUCACGACGAGCAGGAGCCUUUGUGGACGAGCAGAGAGGCUUUAAAAUGCAGCUCAGCGCCGUUUUCGUAGUUUAUCACGCUGUCGCAUGUGUAGUACGUGACAGGUCUCAAACCUUAUUAUAUAGCGUGUUAUAACCGAAGCGGAGAGGUAGUGACUUUUUCCGGGUGUUUUUUUUUUUUUUGUGUCCUUAAAGCUGACGGCGGAGCGCUGUCUGCGGUGUGCACGGUCCAUCCAACGGGACUUGUCCAGACAUGAGUAACGUUAAUCUCAUUUUUUGGGACCAGUUGCAGGCUGGCAGCUCCGAGGUGGACUGGUGUGAAGGCAAUUACCUGAUAUACCCCACCAUCGCUGAAUUUUACAACACGAUCAGCAACAUUUUGUUUUUUGUUUUGCCGCCCAUAUUAAUGUGCUUGUUCCGCCAAUAUGCAACACAUUUCAACAGUGGGAUUUACCUCAUAUGGAUUCUUCUCGUUGUUGUUGGGAUCGGCUCUACAUAUUUUCAUGCAACCCUCAGCUUCCUCGGCCAGAUGCUGGAUGAGUUGGCCAUCUUGUGGGUGCUCAUGUGUGCCAUCGCUAUGUGGUUUCCUAAAAGAUACUUACCCAAGAUGUUUAGGAGGGACCGGUCAAGGUUCAAAGUGGUCAUUGGCAUCUUGUCAGGGAUCACCACUGGGCUGGCCUUCGUCAAACCUGUUGUCAACUCAUUGUCACUAAUGACCCUGGGCAUCCCCUGCACUGCGCUGCUCAUUACUGAGCUGAAAAGGUGUGAAAACCCUAGAGUGUUCAAGCUGGGCCUGAUCUCAGGGAUCUGGUGGGCACUGGCUCUGCUAUGCUGGAUCAGUGACAGGAUAUUCUGUGAAAUGUGGUCGUCUGUCAACUUUCCUUACCUACACUGUGCUUGGCACAUCCUUAUAUGUAUUGCUUCCUACCUUGGCUGUGUUUGCUUCGCCUACUUUGAUGUUGCGACCGAGGCCCCUGAGCGAGGCCCCGUCAUCAUGUUCUGGCCCAACGAGAAGUGGGCCUUCAUCGGCGUGCCGUACGUUUCUUUACUCUGCGUCCACAAAAAGUCUGCGAUCAAGGUGACAUAAAAUGAGUUGAGUCUGCUACGUUGCUGGUCAGGCUUUAACAUUUCUCACCGGGUGUAUCCAAACCACAAGAUACAACACUACGUCAGUGAGUCAGGUAGCAUCCCCUGGUGCUCUCUUUCAUGUUGGGGUGAUGCUGGUGAUACACAUUCUGGUAACUGUGAGGAUUAUCAUAUCCAGUUUAAACUUUCUCUGGUCUGGUUUUAACCACACAGCAGCGUUUAUGCAACUCUGUCAAAAAACAAAAGAGGUCAAAGAUGAGUUAAACAUGAUACAGAGUGACUUUAAAGAACAGUAUCAAAGCCAAGAUACCUUUACAGUGUUUCAAACCCCUCCUCAGGCUUUCUGUAGGCGAUCAUGUAAGUGUGAGUAUUAUGCAUUUCAAGCUUCUUUCGAAAGAAGUUUUUGUAUAUUUUAUAGUAACUCAGAAAACCUCAAUAUAAAGCAUUGUGUUGCUUUUCUCAGUAUGAGCAUAGCAUCUUAUAGGUGCAGUCUGGCCGUUAUGAAAACACGUUAAGGCACUGGAUCAUUAACUGUGAUUAAUGUAUAAAGUAUUAAAGCUUCUUAUUAUGUUGCUAAGCCAAUCUUACUUUAUCCUACGAACCAACAAGCUAUUUAAAGAUGUUACAAAAGUGUUAUAAAAGACUCUUUUCUGGACUCCAUUUCACAAAAAGCCAUAUGUGUUUUCAAUACAUCAUGGAUUCAGGCUGUUACAGCUGCCCUCUCUGUCAACAAACCUUUUUAUUAACAUGGUCAGGAAAACUGUAGGCUUCUGUUUGUCUGUUGUUUGUGUGCUCUGUUUUACUUCCAGCAUGUCAUCUGUGAGUGUCAGUAUAGAUGUGUUUAAUAUAUUCUUGUAUAUAGUUGAACUAACAAUAUAAUAUGCAAUACAUUUCUAAUCAGAAAGUAUAGGAUCCAGUAUUGAUCGAUGAAUAGGUACACUUUGAUGUUGGCCAAAACUCACAGUAGAAAAAAAGAAUGUGAAAUCAAAAUGUAAUGAAACACGAUUGACUAUUCAAGUAAAUAAUUAUGUACUUUGCACAAAAUGAACAAUGGUUCUCAAAGCCCUUUGCCAAACACAUUCUGUGUAGCAUUUUGAAUUGUAAUUUCAAUUACUUUACUUAAAUACUGGCUUGUUUUUGUUGAGAUUUAAAGGACCUGUGUGCAAGAUUUAGAUGCAUCCAUUGGCAGAAAUGGAAUAAUAAUAUAUUCUUUAGUUUGUUUUUGUCAGUGUUUAAUUGCUGGAAAAUAACAAACGUACCCCCCCCCCCCCGAAUGAGCUCUUUUUAUCUACCAAGAAUGUUAUUUUUACCAUGACUCAGAAAGGACAAACCAAACACUGAUACUAGAUAAGGUCUUUCAAAUUUUAACUUGUAUGCAGCCACAUUCGUCUAGACUACACGCUGAAAGGAAGAGGAGGUUGUUCGUUGGUUGCAAUCUGAAAUCUCACAGCUAGAUGCCACUAAAUCCUUCACAUUGGUCUUUUAAAGCUGAACCUUUCACAGCAUAUGUAGUUUCCAUCUAGAUGUCUGAACUCCUAAAUGCCUCUUCAGGGUUAUUUACUUCAGUCUCAGUAUUCUAGACUUUGUGCUAAACUUUUCAAAACUGUUCAAAAAGCCUUAAACAAACAAAACAAUGGACUUCAAAAGGAAAGACGAUGCAGUUAACAUGUCCUUUUGUCAUGUGUCUAAAGAAAAAGGGGAAAUCCAGUGUAGUGAUUGUGUUUAAUAUGAUGGGAAUGACAUUUUGGUUAUAGGGGUUUAAAUUGUUGAACAGAUUAGGUUUACAACUCUGACCUCAAACCUAGUUUAAUCUGUCAGUGUUUAUUUUAAAGACAGGAAUAGAACAUCUGUAUGUGGAAUUAAAAAAAGGGAAGCAUGGGGUGUGUUGCAAAGCUAAACCCUGACUCUAAAAGAGAAGGAUCACCAAAGCUUUUUUCAACGCUAACCAUUGUUUUAAUUGUUGUUCUUGAAAACUGCCUCAAGCUGUUGAACUAAUAUUAUUUUACGCCUGUGCUCCCGCAGAGGGAACUCAAACCAAUACAAAUUCUCAAGCACACAGUAAGGGUCAAAUGAAGAAUCAUAGUAUUCACAUAUUUUUUUAACAAUAUGAAGUAUUUUGUAAAAUCCAAAUCAAGUUUAUAUUUUUCUAAGUGAACUGCAGCCAAAAGUUAAGGAUGCAUUGUAGUUGAUGUUGCAUGCAUACUACCUUUGUUUUGCCAAACAUUGUUAGAAAUGGUUUUUUUUGUUUUUUUUAUGUUGCUUCAGGAGAAACUUUCUAAACAGUAUUGACAAUGUGAACAAAGCUAUUGCAGUGCCCAAAUAUACCAGCACAAUGCUGCAUAUUUCUAUUAAAUAAUGCAUCUAAUCUAUGUUUGUGGAUUGUUAGUAUUAAUGAGUGAGGGAAUCCGCCUCAGAUAACAGUUUGUUUGAACAGGUCAGCUUGUUAACUGCUGCCCGCUGCAUUGUGUAAUAUGUAUUUUGCCUGAGGUGUCAUUAUGAUUUGAAAUUAAUGACUUGUCUUUCUAUAAAAAAGGACUUACAUGGGUAUGUAAAUCUCUUUAAUCUGCCUGCAUUGACAAUACGUACAAAAAAAACCUGCACAGAAAUAUUUAUUUUUCAUAAUUUAUCCUGUUUUGUAAACAAAUGUUUGUAAUAGAUUAGAACAUUAGUACCUUUAUUUUGUUUUAUUGAAAUAAACGCAUCUAAUACUCAGA
Notolabrus celidotus (New Zealand spotty) is the source of this 3891-nucleotide messenger RNA. It is a transcript of the gene acer2, whose product is annotated as alkaline ceramidase 2. Gene Ontology annotation, molecular function: hydrolase activity, acting on carbon-nitrogen (but not peptide) bonds, in linear amides. Gene Ontology annotation, cellular component: membrane. Bases 345 to 1178 code for a protein of 277 amino acids. The transcript has 6 exons. NCBI's taxonomy places the organism in Eukaryota, Metazoa, Chordata, Actinopteri, Labriformes, Labridae. The record is from RefSeq and is a predicted model, not a curated record. Gene Ontology annotation, biological process: ceramide metabolic process.